Molecule: messenger RNA, 5154 nt
Organism: Nymphaea colorata (pocket water lily)
Lineage: Eukaryota; Viridiplantae; Streptophyta; Magnoliopsida; Nymphaeales; Nymphaeaceae
Product: B3 domain-containing transcription factor NGA1-like
Exons: 3
Coding region: 3572-4639 (355 amino acids)
Molecular function (GO): DNA-binding transcription factor activity; DNA binding
Source: RefSeq, a predicted model, not a curated record
AUAAAGAGUACAUGAAACGUGGCCCAUUAAUGUGACAACGCUGUUCUCUAAUAAUGGAAUUCAUGAAUGACAAUCAAAUUUCAACAACAUUUGUCUUGGAGAACUUUGCCGCGUCAAUUGUCAAGUCAUCAAAGGAAACCUGUUCAAGGUAGACAGGAUCCUUCUGCGGAUGCAAUUAUUUUUCCUGCUUACGGAGCAAUUGACUGAACCUGUUUUGAAGGACGAGAUACGUUUUAGGGUACAUUCGAAAGUAAAAAUGUCCAGUCCAUCAAACACUCUGAUGUGGUUGCCGUGCUUGAUUGACGUGAUGGACGGUGACGUGAUCUCAAGUAUCACUUGGAUCUGCAAUCAUCCCUAUCCCUCUGUGGGGAUCAUCGUCUGUGCUUGAACAGCAACUCGGUUCGAACUUUAAUCUACACUGCAAUUGCCGCCAUCAUCACCACUCUUUAAUCUUCUGUCAUUCUGGCUGGAUUCCUCGCGUUGCGUUCCUUCGAAAGGGGAAGCUCUGGUUACCAUAGAGCUGAUCAAUUAAUCGAAAGCUAAUUGACUUUCAAGUGUUAACACGGAACAGAUCUUCACCUCUCCCUCUUUCUACUUUCUAAAUAUCUUUCUCUCUAUUAGAUUCAAUUUGGAAAAAGUUGCUGUGUCUUCACGUAAGCCAUGGAAAAGGAAGCAAUAAACGUCUAAUCUGAGUAAGUGUUAGCUGAAGCAAAUGAUGGCAGCCAGCCCUUCGUCCCUACCAAGCAGAUGACAGCACGGGGAGGACCAUACGAAUCGAUCUGAAAGUAUCGGCAAGAGAUGCGAGCCGCUGGAGCAACUUCGAGUUCGUACAGAACUCCGGCACCCAAGUAGCCAUAAAGCAGAACAGCGGUGCGGAAAGGAAAAAAGAAAAGAAAGAAAAAGGAGCACAUCGAUUGCCAUCGAGCGAGCAGGAACUGUUCCAUCCGUUUUACGCUUCCGUGUCGACAAAAAGAAAAAAAGCAGAAAGGAGAAGCCGGUAACUCUGUGGGAAGAUUCCUUUCCCCUUCUGCUACUUCUUCGCUAUCCCGCCCAACUUCUUUUCUCUUUUGUGCUGCUUUUAUUUUGUUUUCAUGGCAAUGACGUAUUUACGUGAGACUCUGCACUCCUGUCGCGUCCCCCACUCGAUCCUCGUUACACGCCCUCUCCCAAGAUGCUUCUCUAUCUCUCUCUCUCUCUCUCUCUCUCUGCUAAUAAUGGAGUUGCUGCCGGGUCAUGCUUUAGUACGCGUGUAAAGAACGAAGAGAGAAAGAGGGCAGGCGUGCACCUAUCUAUGCGAAGACGCGUGCCAGAAGAUAAAUGAGAGGGGAGACGAAGGAGAGGGUACUCUGCCUAUUCUCCGACUCUCUCCCCGCCAUUCCCAUGGGAUAGACAACGACGUGUCGCUUGCUACCCUCUCUCUCUCUCUCUCUCAACGGUUUCUCAGAUGACAGAAGGAUGAAAAAGUUCUGAGCCAGGCAAAGGCGCAGGCAGCCUGCCACUGACUGAACCACUGUGCUGAAAUAGAAUUACCAACAACGAGGGGGGAAAGGGAAAACAGGAAGAAGGGAGGAAAAAAACAAAAAGGAGAGUGAGAGAAGCGAUGAUGAAUAAAGGUAGAGAAUUCUUUGGAUCUUUAACCCUCAUUCACUCCAAUUGAAUCCCCACAGCAGCUUUCCGGUUCUUUCUCGCAGCGAGAGUGUGGGGAGAGAGAGAGGCAACAGGCGGAAUUAUAUGGAGAGUUAGACGCCAACUGGAAGAAAGGGGGGUGGUGGCUUCUCUAAUGUCAAUUGAAUUGCAGGGUGCAAAGAGUGGGGCAGUUGUGGUCCUGAGUCUGAGGGCUUGCAGGCAAAAUAAUGGAGGUCCAGCACCCCCAUCUGAAUAAAUACUAAGAGGUCCCAGAUGGAAGGGGUUGCCUUCGUCUUUAGCAACAAACAACCCUCCUCCCCUCUUCUUCUCCCAAAGCUCACAACCCUAUGAACACUCUGCAAGUGUUUGAUUGGUGCAGACUUAGAGGGUAGGCAAGGAAGAAAGAAACGUGGAGGGUUAGGCUGGUGCUGUAUCUAUGCGGCCCCUGCUGCAUCUGCACGCUUCAGUUCUUUCUGCAUCCCUGUUCUCCCUUUGCUUGGCCAGACUGGGCAUUACUCUAUACAUAGUAGGAAGUUCACAUUUUUAGCUUACAAGCUGUUAUCGACAGCGGUUAAUGACAAUAGAAAGUCUCUGCUGAUGCCAUCAUUUUACUCUGUUAGAAGAUUGGAUUUUGUGGGCCUGCCUCCCUUAUACAGAGUUUUAGAUUUGGGAACUGACUGCAAGUUGGACUAGAAUAUAUAGAAGGAAGCAGCCAGGAAAGUUAGAAUCCAAAUGUUUUAAGGCAAUCCCUGUGGUUGCCGAUGAUAGUCUAACGUCGAUCAGUCUGUUUUUAGAAGCUGACGAUACAAAGCGGCAUGUGUAGCUAGGGCGCAGAUUUCCAUCGCAAAGAUGGAACAAAAAAUUUAGCACCAUAGCAGGAAAUGGGUUGCCUGCUUUCUAACGAUAAGCUCCGCAUCCUCUCUCGUUGUAUCGGUAUCAACAAGGCAUGUUGGGUUGUUGCACUAAAAGCCUCACUUGCAAAGAAACGUAUCACUCAAUUGUGCCGUUCAUGCCCGUAAUGCUACAAUCAUGCGACUGAGCAUUACAUCACAACUUUUCAACAUUUGUAUCUUACACAAGAAUCUUUCUCCAUGGGGAGACGACCAAGGGGUUCUUCAUGACAAUCUGAAAUCCUCUCCGUCUAAAAAUCUACCCCUAGUAUCAUGGUUCCUUCCCUAGUCAAAACUCCAUAAAAACCCUGUCUGUCCAACAACUGUCAUUGAAGUCUUAUCCUUCUAAAAAAUACAAUAUUGUCUGUGAAUACCCAAAAAUUUUAAAAAGGAGAAACAAGAACCUCUGUCAAGUAUUAAUCCAUCAGGAUCAUGAAAAGGACAAACUCACAUGAGCCUAACCGGAAGAAGAAAGCCAUAAUUCAUGCCAGGGUCCUACGUAUAAACAACUCCCCACUUCAUUUUCCCUUCUCAGACCUUGUGGCAUAUAGCGGUAGAUGAGAAUAAAAAAGGUACAAAGUGUGCUGAAAUUUACUACAGAGAGAGAGAGAGAGAGAGCGAGAGAGGAAGAGAGAAAUAGAGGUCUUGAAGUCAACAUGUAAGGUCAAUAAGAAGCAGUUCUGUGACCGCCGUCCAUGGAGAAAGGGAAAACCUUCGAUUUGUGAGUUGGCCCUCCUGCAUAUGGUCUCUUGAGUCUCUCACAUCCGGUCAAAGAAAGCACGCACUGUCCGUCUUAUACAACCCCUUCCCCCCCCCCCCCCCCCCCCUGGGAUCACCGACUCCACCACUCGUUGUCUUCGAUUCGAUUCCAGAUCAGCCAUUUGAAGAGAAAGCCAACAAGGAUGAACAAGGGAAGGACACUUGAACGUUAUGCCGCUGUCAGAGCAGGAGCUGAUCCAAUGUCUUCGCAGAAGAUCUGAAGGCGCAGGUACACCUCCAGGAGAAGAGAAGAGACUCAAAGUGUCAAAAAGAUCAUCACAGUCGGACAACAAAAAAUGGAGUUCUCAGACGGUAGGUACAGAUUCUUCCAAGCAAAUCAGAUGGAAGAAAGCAGUAACAUGACCAAUUUCACCACCACCACCAACGCCAGCAGCACCGCCACAGGUGCAGCUGCUGCAGAUUCGGCAGCCGCGGGCGACAUGGAAGAAGAUAGGCAUACCAGAAGGGAACACAUGUUCGACAAGGUGGUUACACCAAGCGAUGUAGGCAAGCUCAACAGAUUAGUGAUUCCAAAGCAGCACGCCGAGAAGUACUUCCCCCUAGAUACGUCGUCUAAUGAGAAAGGGCUUCUUCUCAACUUCGAGGACAGCACGGGGAAGCCAUGGAGGUUCCGGUAUUCAUACUGGAACAGCAGCCAGAGCUACGUGAUGACCAAAGGUUGGAGCCGAUUCGUUAAGGAGAAGAAGCUCGACGCCGGCGAUGUAGUUUCGUUUGAGCGCAGCGUCAGCCAGUCCGGUGAGAGCAGGCUAUUUAUCAGCUGGAAAAGGAGGCCGGAUGCAGCGCCGGACCGCUCUCCGUUUCUCGGCUCGCGCCUACUCUGGCCGAUGGGAUCCGCGCAGCCUGCACCGGUGCUGUCGCCACAUCCGAGUUACUACGACUACUACAGCUACGGGGUCAGGUAUGUGGAGCCACCACCCAACCCAAUGUUCUACUGGAGAGCAAGAACAGGUCCGCAAUUGCCUGAGAGGGGCAACAAUCCGGUGACGGCACACGUCGGCCUGCCGCAGGCGGUGUUUGACUCGGUGCCCGUGGUUCAAGGCAAGGCGGCCGCCAAGCGCGUGAGGUUGUUCGGGGUGAACCUCGAGUGUCCAACUGAGAUGGAGAGCGAGGAGGAGGUGGUGGAAGAGGAAGAUGAGACUGAGACCAGCACAUGUGGUGGAGGUGGUAGCGGUGAAGGUGAUGGCAUGUGUUCGACCUCAAUGCCGAAUUGGCUGUCACAGGCUCCUUCGCAUCUCCAAUUAAGGCUUCAUGGUGGAUCCAACUCUCAGUCACCGCUUCCCUCAAAUACACCGCCGGACUUGCCAAGUAAAGGAAAGCCUCCAUCCCUUACUUUUGAUCUGUAGUCAGUUGCUUCCAUCGAUAUCAAUGCUGUUGCCUAUUAUUGAAGGUAUGAUGCUACUGUUUGCUGUUGAGAGUUGGGGAAUGGUGGCAUGAAAAUUUGUCCUCGAUGUUUCUUCCACGCCUCUUUCGAAAACAGAAAAAGGAAAAUAUAUUCUUUUUUCCUUUCCUUUUGUACAUUUUCUGUCACACAGGCUACAGUACGUGGGCGCAGGCUUUGAGAAGCCAUUAGAAUUCAACCAUGCCUGCUAAUCAUGUACUAUGUCUUAGAUGUAAGUGAGGGGAAGGCGCAUCAUGAAUUGCUUAGGCUGUGUGAGUUAAUGCUGUUGGAUUUGUGUGCGACACUGUUCUGUAUCCAGUGUCCUACAUGUGAUACAGUGCUCUCCUUCCAUGGCUCCCUUCCUUCUCUCUGUGUGUAAUGAGUCUGUGUAUCAGUGUUCUGGUUGAAGGCCGAAAGUAGUUUUACCGAGAGGCGGUUAUUUAUGAAUUUCACCUUAUAAAAAGUACUUUUUCCAGGUUA